Molecule: messenger RNA, 2403 nt
Organism: Thermothielavioides terrestris NRRL 8126
Lineage: Eukaryota; Fungi; Ascomycota; Sordariomycetes; Sordariales; Chaetomiaceae
Exons: 3
Coding region: 448-2091 (547 amino acids)
Biological process (GO): L-valine catabolic process; thymine catabolic process
Cellular component (GO): mitochondrion
Molecular function (GO): malonate-semialdehyde dehydrogenase (acetylating, [NAD(P)+]) activity; methylmalonate-semialdehyde dehydrogenase (acylating, NAD+) activity
Source: RefSeq, a predicted model, not a curated record
UUUCCGGGCCUUCCCCGCAGCCCCGGCCCCGUUCUGAGUACGGAAUACUGCGGGUAAGUUACCGCUGCGAAUUGGGCGCUGUUGAUUGGCGGUCGGCAGGACACGGCUUUGGGCGAUGCGGAGAAGACCCACAACUCGCCGCUCCUUCCCCACGAUUGCUCCUCACAGCGGCAGCCGCCUCUUGCCGACAGCGACUUCGCAGGGUCGGAUAAAAGGGAGCCGCCCGCCUGCCAACCCGCUGCGGGUGUCAAUGGGACAGCAGGCCAGAGCAGGGGGGCGAAUUCCAGCCAAUUCAAUUCGGCACUUGUUGUAGAGACCGGGGUUAAUGAACUGCAAAACACAAUGCGCAGGUUUGCGAACAGGGCCGUUUCAGCGUCUGCCACGGCCGGACGCAUCACAACCUCGUUUGGCUCUCCCGGAUCUGCGCGUGCGGCCUUAGCAGCAAGAAUGGCACCGUCUAAGUCGGCGGUCUCGGAGACGGCGGUGAGAAGGCUACAUGCCACGGCCCAGCAUCUGCGUCCGGCCGCGGCCGCUGUUGGGUUAGCCAGCACGGCGACCAACUACCCGACCACACACGACAAGAUCCAGGAUGUGCGCGACACUCCUUUCUUCAUCGACAACAAGUUCGUCCAGUCCAGCACCACACAGUUCAUAGAUGUGCACGACCCCGCCACCAACAACCUGGUGACGCGCGUGCCGCAAAACACCGACGAGGAGCUCCGGGCCGCCGUCGCCUCGGCGCAGAAGGCUUUCGAGACAUGGCGCACCACCAGCGUGCUGCACCGCCAGCAGAUCAUGUUCAAGUUCGUCGCGCUCAUCCGCGAGAACUGGGACCGCCUGGCGGCCAGCAUCACGCUCGAGCAGGGCAAGACGUUUGCCGAUGCCAAGGGGGACGUUCUUCGUGGCCUGCAGGUGGCCGAGGCUGCUUGCGCUGCGCCCGAGCUGCUCAAGGGCGAGGUGCUGGAGGUUGCGAAGGACAUGGAGACGAGGACGUACCGCGAGCCGCUCGGCGUCGUGGCCGCCAUCUGCCCCUUUAACUUCCCCGCCAUGAUCCCCCUCUGGUGCAUCCCGAUUGCAACCGUGACCGGCAACACGCUCAUCCUGAAGCCGUCGGAGCGCGAUCCCGGCGCGGCCAUGAUCCUGGCCGAGCUGUGCCAGAAGGCCGGCUUCCCCGACGGCGUCGUCAACGUCGUGCACGGCGCCCACCGCACCGUCAACUUCAUCCUCGACGAGCCCGCCAUUAAGGCCAUCAGCUUCGUCGGCGGCAACAAGGCCGGCGAGUACAUCUUCGCGCGCGGCUCCGCCAACGGCAAGCGCGUGCAGGCCAACCUCGGCGCCAAGAACCACGCGGCCGUCCUGCCCGACUGCAACAAGAACCACUUCCUCAACGCGGUCGUCGGCGCCGCCUUCGGCGCGGCCGGCCAGCGGUGCAUGGCCUUGUCCACGCUCGUCUUGGUCGGCGAGACCAAGGAGUGGCUCCCCGAGCUCGCCGAGCGCGCCAAGGCGUUGUCCGUCAACGGCGGCUUCGAGCCGGGCACCGACCUCGGCCCCGUCAUCACGCCGCAGAGCAAAGCCCGCAUCGAGGCCCUCAUCGCCUCGGCCGAGGCUGAGGGCGCCACCAUCCUCCUCGACGGCCGCGGCUACGCCCCGCCCAAGUACCCCAACGGCAACUGGGUGGCGCCGACCAUCAUCACCAACGUCACCCCGCAGAUGCGGUGCUACAAGGAGGAGAUCUUCGGCCCCGUGCUGGUCUGCCUCAACGUGGACACGCUGGACGAGGCGAUCGCGCUGAUCAACGCCAACGAGUACGGCAACGGCGUCGCCAUCUUCACCCGGUCGGGCGCCACCGCCGAGGCCUUCCGCCGCCGCAUCGAGGCCGGCCAGGUCGGCAUCAACGUGCCCAUCCCCGUGCCGCUGCCCAUGUUCAGCUUCACCGGCAACAAGCGCAGCGUCGCCGGCGGCGGCGCCAGCACCUUCUACGGCCGGCCCGGCGUCAACUUCUACACCCAGCUCAAGACGGUCACGACCCUGUGGAGCGCCGAGGACGCCAUCUCCAAGAAGGCCGACGUCGCCAUGCCCACGCACAGUUAAACUGAACGGGCGAUGGAUCAGCUGGGGGAAGGGAUCAAAACGUGCUUGGGAGACAUACACAGCUACCCAUUAUAGUUAUAGCCCGGCUUUGAGACACACCGGUGUUUUGCCGGGUUGGAGUUGUGAUGUGAAGAAGUUGAUGAUGACGACGCCGGAAGCGAGCAAGCGCAUGUAUUUCGCAGGGUCUUGGUUAGUUGGCAGGCACUAGCCUGGAAGGAGCCGGAUCUAGGAUGCUGGGAGUUUAUUCACUUAGUCAAUCUUCUUAACUCGUUCCACAGUUGGGUGUCUACCCAUGAUUUAUUUCCCCGAGUU